Gorilla gorilla gorilla (western lowland gorilla) is the source of this 321-nucleotide messenger RNA. RefSeq names its product late cornified envelope protein 2A. The record is from RefSeq and is a predicted model, not a curated record. Gene Ontology annotation, biological process: epidermis development. Lineage: Eukaryota; Metazoa; Chordata; Mammalia; Primates; Hominidae. The transcript has a single exon. The coding region runs from base 1 to 321 and encodes 106 amino acids.
AUGUCCUGCCAGCAAAACCAGCAGCAGUGCCAGCCCCCUCCCAAGUGCCCCCCAAAAUGCCCACCCAAGUGUCCUCCAAAGUGCCGACCUCAGUGCCCAGCCCCAUGCCCACCUCCAGUCUCUUCCUGCUGUGGUCCCAGCUCUGGGGGCUGCUGCGGCUCCAGCUCUGGGGGCUGCUGCAGCUCUGGGGGUGGCGGCUGCUGCCUGAGCCACCACAGGCCCCAUCUCUUCCACCGACACCAGCACCAGAGCCCCGAUUGUUGUGAGUGUGGACCUUCUGGGGGCUCUGGCUGCUGCCACAGCUCUGGGGGCUGCUGCUGA